AUGCGGUCCGACGCUGCAGUGGAGCCGGGUUAUUUAUAUCUCUCCACGGCCGAACUGGAGAUCAGGUUACUGGAUGAUAAUGCGCAGGCGGACGUUAGCGUGACAGGGCAGAUCUCAGUGGAGGGCUUCGCCAGGUAUCUGAUCAGUGAGGAGAACAGCGUCAUUCCUCCAGAAAAACUGGACCAGAGUGAAGACAUGACCUUCCCUCUCUCUCAGUACUUCAUCAACUCGUCCCACAACACCUACCUCACAGCGGGGCAGCUCGCGGGGAACUCCUCUGUUGAGAUGUACCGGCAGACGCUGCUGUCUGGCUGUCGCUGUGUGGAGCUGGACUGCUGGAAGGGCCGGACGGCGGAGGAGGAACCCGUCAUCACACACGGCUUCACCAUGACCUCAGAAAUCUCCUUCAAGGAAGUGAUCGAAGCCAUAGCAGAGUGCGCUUUUAAGACGUCUCCGUUCCCGGUCAUCCUGUCCUUUGAGAAUCAUGUGGACUCCCCCAAACAGCAAGCCAAAAUGGCAGAAUAUUGCCGAUCGAUAUUCGGGGACGCUCUUUUGACUGAGACUCUGGAGAAAUAUCCUCUUGAGUCCGGCGUUCCUCUGCCAAGCCCUCAUGAGCUCGUGGGAAAGAUCCUCAUCAAGAACAAGAAAUCUCACCCCAAACCCUCAGACGGCAGCACUAAGAAGAAGCUGUCCGAGCAGGCGUCCAACACCAACAGCGACUCGUCCAGCGUCUUUGAGCCGUCGUCUCCCAGCGCUGGACCCGCAGCUUUAGUGCCUGCAGAGGUGGAGGCUGAGGAUGAUGAGGAUGAAGAUGAUGAUGAUGAUGACUGUAAGAAGUCCAUGGACGAGGGUACAGCAGGAUCUGAAGCCUUUGCCACUGAAGAAAUGUCCACGCUGGUCAACUACAUCCAGCCCACCAAGUUCCACUCGUUUGAGAUUUCCAAGAAAAGCAAACGCAGUUAUCAGAUGUCGUCGUUCGUGGAGACCAAAGCACUGGAGCAUCUCACCAAGACGCCGGUGGAGUUCGUCGAAUACAACAAGUUUCAGCUGAGCAGGAUUUAUCCUAAAGGAACGCGCGUGGAUUCCUCCAACUACAUGCCGCAGGUCUUCUGGAACGCCGGCUGUCAGCUCAUAGCACUCAACUUUCAGACCAUCGAUCUGUCCAUGCAGCUGAACCUCGGCAUGUACGAGUACAACGGCAAGAGCGGCUACAGACUCAAACCAGAGUUCAUGAGACGACCGGACAAGCACUUCGACCCCUUCACAGAAAGCACUGUGGACGGCAUCGUAGCCAACACCUUAUCAGUGAAGAUCAUAUCAGGACAGUUUCUGACUGACAAGAAGGUGGGCGUUUAUGUGGAGAUUGACAUGUUUGGACUCCCCGUCGACACGAGACGAAAAGCUUUCAAGACAAAGACGUCCCAGAGCAACGCCAUCAACCCUGUGUGGGACGAGGAGCCCAGCGUCUUUAAAAAAGUGGUUUUGCCCACGCUGGCAUCCCUCAGGAUAGCCGUGUAUGAAGAGGGCGGCAAGUUCAUCGGCCAUCGCAUCAUCCCCGUCUCAGCCAUUCGUCCGGGUUAUCGUUACAUCGGAUUGAGAAAUGAAAAGAAUCAAGCGCUGACUCUUCCUGCUAUAUUUGUGUAUAUCGAGGUGAAAGACUAUGUUCCUGAUACAUUCGCCGAUGUCAUCGAAGCGCUGUCCAACCCCAUCAGAUACGUCAACCUGAUGGAGCAGAGAUCCAAACAGCUGGCGGCGCUCACUCUAGAGGAGGGAGAAGAGGAGAAAGACACCAAAGAGGUGGAUCCUGGUGUUGAAAACCCUUCGGAGGUUAAAAGCGAACCCAAACCCGUCCCGGUUGAGAACGGCCUGAGUCACACGCCCAGCGCCGCUCCGAAACCCGCGUCCCAGAUCAGCCCACAGCCGCAGUCCACAGGCUCAACCAAACCAGCGGCAAAGACUGAAGAUCUGAUUCAGAGCGUCCUCACAGAGAUGGAGGCGCAGACCGUCGAGGAGCUCAAACAGCAGAAGGGCUUCGUCCGAGAGCAGAGACGACACUAUAAAGAGAUGAAGGACCUGGUGAAGAAACACCACAAGAAGACCACCGAGAUGAUCAAGGAGCACACGGCCAAAUACAACGAGUUCCAGCACGACUACCUGCGCAAACGGGCCGUCCUGCUGAAGUCUGCCAAACGAGACGGUAAGAAGAGGUGUUUGUCGUCCAGUCCUGAACACGGAGCCUCGUUCUUCGAGCAGGAGAUUUUGUAUCACUCCGUGAUCGAGAAGCUGACGGCCAUCGCUGAGGAGAGUCAGAGCAACCAAAUGAAGAAAAUCAAGGAGCUGUGUGAGAAAGAAAAGAAAGAGCUGAAAAAGAAAAUGGACAAGAAGAGACAAGAGAAGAUCAGUGAAGCCAAAUCCAAGGAGAAACACCUGACAGAAGAGGAGAAGCUGGAGAUCAACAGGUCGUAUGUGAACGAGGUGGUGCAGCACAUCAAGAGGCUGGAAGACGCUCAGACUAAAAGACACGAGAAGCUGGUAGAAACCCAUAAGAGCAUCCUGCAACAGAUAUUAGACGAGAAACCCAAGCUCCAGAACGACCUGGAUCAGGAAUACCAGGACAAAUUCCGGCGGCUUCCACUGGAGAUCCAGGAGUUUGUGCAGGAAAGCACCAAGAGAAAGACUGAGGACGGAGAGCAGGAGCUUCUGCCCUCAUCCUCCUCCACGCUGGAGAAACUCAUGCAGAAAGGCGCACAGUCUGAAGACGACACGGAGGAGGACAAGAAAGACUGAUGUCGGAAACCUUCAGGAUCUCUUCCCACUUCACUUUCACGUUCCUUCAUUUCCAAACUAGAGAUUUGUAAGGCUUGCGUUUACUCCUGCAGACGAAGGAGGGUUUGUGUCGCAUCAGAAACACGGCUUCAUGUCACGCUGGG
Molecule: messenger RNA, 2930 nt
Organism: Sinocyclocheilus rhinocerous
Lineage: Eukaryota; Metazoa; Chordata; Actinopteri; Cypriniformes; Cyprinidae
Product: 1-phosphatidylinositol 4,5-bisphosphate phosphodiesterase beta-1-like
Exons: 24
Coding region: 1-2787 (928 amino acids)
Biological process (GO): lipid catabolic process; phosphatidylinositol metabolic process; G protein-coupled receptor signaling pathway
Cellular component (GO): cytoplasm; nuclear speck
Molecular function (GO): calmodulin binding; calcium ion binding; phosphatidylinositol-4,5-bisphosphate phospholipase C activity
Source: RefSeq, a predicted model, not a curated record